Molecule: messenger RNA, 3307 nt
Organism: Nezara viridula (southern green stink bug)
Lineage: Eukaryota; Metazoa; Arthropoda; Insecta; Hemiptera; Pentatomidae
Source: the annotation of a GenBank genome assembly
CUUAGCUGUCAUCCGUUGUUGACAGUUGAUAGCACGACCUUGUAUACAGUUCUUAUCUACAGGUGAUUUUAUCAAAAAUUGUUUUGGGACCUGCCGGUGUUAGGCACCGAGAAUUGACCGUUUCAUUCAGCUUUUAUUCUUAUAUAGGACUUCAAGUCUUUCGGAGUUGUAAGAUCCGCAUUUCUACUCUUAAAAUUUGUGGUGAUUUUUUUUUUUUUUUUUUGUUUCCUUUCUUUAUUUUGAAUUGAAAAAUUGUCAAUGUGUUCAUCUGAAGACUUUAACUUUGAAGAUAUGGAUGCCUGUUUCACAGCUUUUGAUAAAGAUUGUGAUGGCUAUCUUAGCAUUGAAGAAUUUGAAUCAAUUUGCCAAGCACUUUUUCGUAAUGACACUGGCAGAGUUUAUGGAUUUGAUUGCAAUCAACUUCGAGCAACUUUUGAUGUUUUUGAUUUUGAUAAAGAUGGGAAGAUUAGCAGAGAUGAAUUUGGUUAUUGCUGGAACUGUUGGAUAAAAACGAUAGUACGCCCAGUGAGUGCACUUUUGAUAAUUGAUGUUCAGAAUGAUUUUAUUUCUGGGUCCCUAAGCAUAAGUCAAUGCUCAGCUCAACAGAAUGGUUUAGAGGUUAUUGAACCAAUUAAUCACCUCCUGGAAACAGUUAGUUUUGAUGCUAUAUUUUAUUCCUUAGACUGGCAUCCUAGUGACCAUGUUUCAUUUAUAGAUAAUCUGAAAAAUCGAAAAGUACAUCCAUCUAGUCCAGUUUCUGCUGAGGAAGCUCAGACGUAUGAUACUGUGAUUUUUGAUGGUCCACAUUUAAUGCACCAGAGGUUAUGGCCAAGGCAUUGCGUACAGGGCUCCUGGGGUGCUGAGUUACACAAAGAUUUGAAGGUUAUUGAAAACUCAGUCAAAGUUUAUAAAGGAACAAAUCCAGAUGUUGAUUCAUAUUCUGUUUUUUGGGAUAAUAAGAAAUUGACUCAGACAACUCUUGUUUCCCAACUUAAAUCAAAAAAUGCUACUGAUGUAUAUGUUUGUGGUUUGGCCUAUGAUGUUUGCGUUGGAGCAACAGCAGCUGAUGCCCUCUCUAUUGGAUACCGAACUAUUUUAAUCGAUGACUGCUGCCGAGGUGUUGAUUUGGCUGAUAUAGAAAAGACGAAAAACACUGUUUUAAAUCAAUUUGGUGUUAUUGUCAAUGCUGAUCAGGUAAAAGGAAUGGUUGAGGGAAGGGAUCGUCGUCCAGAAUUAGGUUAUAAACUUGCAAUGGAGCUGAAACGUAAACGAGAAGAAGAAGAGUCAAACUCGUGUAGUGUAGAAGAAGAAAACUGUACUGAUGAUUAGAUAUCUCUGCAUCUUAAAAAUAGUGGUGCACCUGUGAUUUUGGGCUUCCUAAAAACUAUUGUUUUGUAUGUGUCUGAUAAAAAAUGUUGGUAUGGGUUCCUCUCUUAUUACCUAAAUGUACCUUCGCGGUAUUAUAUACUUAUACAUUUAUUGUUUUUGAGAACUUGAUUCUUCUAUUCAUUUUUUAAUUUAUAUCACUUCAUAUGAUAUAAUGGUAAUAUCCAAAAUUUUAUUAUUAAUACUAUUAUAGUGGUAAUAUUCUCUACAAUUUAAAGCCAUAAAAUGGAUUCAGUGCCUUACAAUUUUUUUUAAAUAUUUGUAGCAACCUUUAUUUGAGCAUCAAAAGCAUUUAAAUAAAAUGAAAUUAUUAGAAAUAAAUACAAAUGUAGAAUCAUUAAAUCGAUGUGAAAAUUUACCUUAAUAAUGAUUUCAUUUAUAGAUUAUCUAUAAAUAUAAAGAAUUUUAUUAUUUGAACUAUUAAUACAAAAAAGGACUACUUAUUUAUGAGGAACUAAUAAAAUUUCUAAAAUUAGAAUUUUAUUAUGUGAAUAUAAAGCCUAUUUAAUUACAAAUGUAUGUUUUUGAGAAGCCCUUGCACUAUUUAUUAGGUAUGGGUCCAUUUCGUUCCAGUUUUUUUUUUAAUUUUUACUUUUUGUUAUAUUUGAUUAAGUAUAUAGCCAUAUACUCACCAAUAAAAACAAAAUUUGUAUUAUUGGUCACUAAGUGCACUUAUUGGCAUAGUACUUAUAGUAUUAUAUGUAUUUUGUAAAGUACAUUUGGUUUGCCUAUUAAGAUAACAGUUUAUGCAACUUUAAUUUUAUUAAUUUAGGGUGAAUUAGCAUAGUUAAUAUGCGAAGGAUAAUUUAGAUAUAAAAAUAUUUCCUAAAUUGGAAGGCUGUUUUACAUUGACUCACUGUAGUUGUUACCUCAUCAAAGAGAAUAAUAAUUUUUUUCAACCCAUCUCUUUUCUAAAGAAUAUAUGCGUAUUAUAGCUUAUAAUUGAUUCUUAAGACUUGAUUGACUCACAUAAGUAUUUAUAUGUCUUAUGCAGGCCAAUACUGAUUUCUGUAACUUAAGUAAUUUGUGUUUUAACAACUAACAUUUUUUUUCUUUUUUCAAUUGUUUACUGCAUCAUGAAUAUUUGUAGGAACAUAACAUAUAUGUUGAUAUUGCUUCAUUCUCCUAGGUUCUUUAAUUUCUGUAUCUAUACUUCUAAUAGUUUGUCCUCCAACAAACUUAUCUAUUGUCUUGAGGAUUGCAAUUUAUAAACAUAUUGGUAGUCAUAAAUGUACUGGUUUCCUAUUCAUAAUUUUUUUUUUCUCUUCAGUAACUUUCAGCACAUCAAAUAAACUUUGAACAAAUGUAAAUAAUGAGAUUUGGUUUUUCAUUUGAUCUGGGGGCUGAAGACUUAUAUUUUUAUAAUGAAACCUCCCUUGAUUCCUCAAUCAUUUCUCUUCAGAAGUUCUUAAUUAAAAUUAGUAUAUUUUUAAAUUAUUUUGAUUAUACACAAGAUAGCCGGUUUUCUAUUCCAUGUCAGCCGUAUCAGUCAACGCCUUCUGUUUUAAAAUCUUAUUGAGUAAUUAUUCUUACUAUUAAAAAAAUUUGAUGAUUUUUAUUUCUGUGGUUAUGAAUCGAUUUAUUAAUGAUAUUAGAUUGAAAUAUGACUUCUUGAACAUAUCUUCUAUUCAUGACAAAAAUGACCCAUUCAUUAGAUUUUAAUUGUUUCUAGAAGUUUUCUGAAGAAUGAUUUGGAAAUAUCUCUAUUAUUUUCUAAUAAAAUAAUUCUUUUCCAAGUAUGGCAGAUCAUUAAAUCUAAUUUAAUUCACAUUACAUGUAACAUUAACAAUGAAGAAUGGUGUCACUUUGUAUGUAUUAGGGUAAAUUUGUAAAAUUUACAAAAUAGUACCUUAUUUUAUAAGAUUGAUAUAAAAUAGUGCAUUCCUCCUAUUUGAAUAUGUUGCAUUUAUUUAUUUGUUCC